AUGUCCUCUAUCGCAUCCUACCCCGACCCCGUCGACCACGAUAUGGGGAACACUUUGAGCCCGUUCGCCGCGCCGAGCGCAGCUCGUCUAAGACUGAUGAUCAGAUGGAAGGACGAGGUCAGGAACUGCUUGCGCUCAGAACACCGCCGCGAGGAGACAAGCAUGCCCGAGGCGGGGAAACUACAAGGGCGUCCUGGAAGUAAGGGGCGGGUGGUCGGUCGUGCCGAACGCGGGCGACAUGGCGAGCCGAGCGAGGCUACUUCGUCCCAGAUGCCUUACGUUGAUCAAGGGCGUGCCGAAAGUCUUGUUCCUAUCUUCCUCUGCGGGUUCAUUGCCGUCAUCUGGCUCGUCGCCAUUGUGGAAUGGCUAGACAUACAUAUGAAAUUGAUUUGGGAACCCAUCCACAUCGACGUCCCGUGCUUGGGCAGUAUCCCUAUGUUGCGCUCAUUAUCUGUGACUUUCCUGUUUAUAGAUGAACCUGUAAAUAUACAAAGCCUGGUCACGCUGGGAUGCUUAAUCGAGGAGAAACAUAGCUUGGUCUCGAGAGGAAGCUCCGGCUCCGCCGGCUCUCACCUCGCCUCACCAAUGCAGGCUGAUGUUCUUGUAGAGGAGGCCGAAGCCCCCAUUGGCUAUUCGACCUUUCCCAAGACGGUCUCCGGCAACACCCAUGGGAUUCACGUCGACGAGAGCUCCAACGUUCAGUUCCGUAGCGAGGUCAUUCACAACGCCGAGGCGGAGGUCCAUUUCCACCAUGUACAAGUACUUCCCGCAUCACUUCCGCAUAACUAUGCUCAUUCCUACCGCAGCACGGUCGGCGACAGUUUGCUCUUCGCCGUAAAGGCCCGCUGCCCUCAUGUGGUCAUGGCUGUGUAUGGUCUGAGCCAUACUGUGAACACGCGUGUUGGGAGCGAUCUCAUCCGUAGCGUUAGUGGCGGCGAGCACAGAAGGCUCUCCGUCGCGGAGACCACCAUCUCUAAGGCGCCCGCCCGAUGCUGGGACAUCGCUUUGCCCGCCUCCGCGUACAAUCUCUUCGACAAGGACACCCUUCUCUACGAGGGCCGCCAGAUCUACUUCGGCCGCACCACCGGCGUUAAGGAGUUCUUCCUCAAGACGGGCUUCGAGUGCGCGGAGCGGCAGACCACCGAUCACUUCUUAACCUCGCUCACGAACCCGGCGGAGCGCAUUGUGCGCCCCGAAUUUGCGAAGAGCGAUCUUUAUACGCCGGACGAAUUUGCGCAGCGGAGGAAGGAGAGUCGCGCGCGGCAGCAGCUGCUCCGCGACAUCGAGACGUACAAUGCGCAGUUCCCGGUCGACGACAAGCAGUACAAGAGGUUUCAGCGCUCGUGCCGCAGUCAGCAGCCAAAGUCCUUGAGCGUCAAGUCCUCGUACACGCUCUCCUUCGGCAGGCAGAUCGGUCUUCGUGCCGAGCCAGCAGCACAGGAGCGACAUGAUCAACUUCUGUCACAGUAUUCGGUAACUUCGUCACGGGCCUCAUCAUCGCGAGUGUGUCCUAACAUGCAACCGAACACGGACACCUUCUACCGUCGUGGGGCUCUGCUUCAAAUUGCCGGCUCGACCAAGGCUUUCGCCGGUAUGUACGAGAUUCUGACCCUGUACGCUCAACGCCCCAUCGUCGAGAAGCACUCGCCCUUUGCUCUGUAUCAAUGGAUUUUGGAGGCCGUGGCCAGUAUAAUUCGUGGCCUGCCGUCAAAGAUCAACUACGAUCAACCUCGCCACGUACACAUGGGUCCCGGCAUCGUGAACCUGUCCGGCGAGGACUUUGUCUGCGCAACGACGGGUGCCGUGCCGGGAUCUACUAUCGUCUAUGGCAUGGGCUACGUCAGCAUGACCUAUAACUAUCAUCGCUCGCUCGUCUGGCGCAACUUCGGUAUUUCCAUCGGCUUCAUGGUGUUCUUCUGCGGGACGAAUUUUCUCGCGACUGAGAAGAUUGCGGCUGCGAAGCCUGAGGGUAAAGUCCUUGAGUUGCAGAGGAGCCGUCUUUCUAAGCGCCGUAGCCAGCACGUCGACGACGCGGCUGGCGGCGCGAAGUUCACGGAGGACAACAGCGUCGGCUCGGACUACACCGUGGCCGUCAUUCAGCCCUUCGCCGAGAUCUUUCACCGGCACGACGUCUGCUCCGACAUCAAGAAUGAGAAGGAGGACCGCCGCCUGGUCGAUAACGUCUGUUGGGUUAAGCCCGACACGCGACCGUUGUAG
This is a messenger RNA of Schizophyllum commune H4-8, 2217 nucleotides long. RefSeq lists its product as uncharacterized. Gene Ontology annotation, cellular component: membrane. NCBI's taxonomy places the organism in Eukaryota, Fungi, Basidiomycota, Agaricomycetes, Agaricales, Schizophyllaceae. Bases 1 to 2217 code for a protein of 738 amino acids. Gene Ontology annotation, molecular function: ATP binding; ATPase-coupled transmembrane transporter activity. Gene Ontology annotation, biological process: transmembrane transport. The transcript is spliced from 15 exons. The record is from RefSeq and is a predicted model, not a curated record.